Messenger RNA from Fundulus heteroclitus (mummichog), 2211 nucleotides. Its product is annotated as C-type mannose receptor 2. Bases 422 to 1384 code for a protein of 320 amino acids. Lineage: Eukaryota; Metazoa; Chordata; Actinopteri; Cyprinodontiformes; Fundulidae. The transcript has 5 exons. The record is from RefSeq and is a predicted model, not a curated record.
UUUUAAUGUCAGGUACAAACUGUCCUUGUUGGACCUGUUCAUUUACAUCCGUAUCAGUCACCAUGCAUGUUAAUACCAGAGCUGCCACUUCCACAUUUUAGUGAUGCCCCCCCUCCCUCUGUGUCCUGUUCAGCACCUGCUAGCUUUUUGCAAAAUGUUUACAUGUCCACUGAUAGGCUGCGAAUGGAGCGAUUUAUUUCCAAAUCAAACUAUCCAUGCUUGGUGAUUAAUUUGGUGCUUUCAGGUUUCUCUGUUAUUCCCACUUGAGUAGUUGUGUUUUCUCCAGAUUGCACCAAACUGCCUGCCGUUUUCUAAAUAUGGUUAUUUCCAUAUAGUCACCCCCGCUGAUGUGCUUUGCAUAUAUGAACUGUUCUCUUAUUUGUGAAGGAGGUUUUCCUUUAACAGAGCACAGCGCUACAACAUGAUGGAGAGGUUCCUGCUGGGUGCCUGGGUUAUAUCAGGUUGGGUUGUUCUCUCCUUAUGCUUGGAGCAUCAUUACCACUUUGUUAAUCAGAAUCUGAAUUGGACUGAGGCUAAGACCUACUGCAGAAAGCAUUACACGGACCUGGCAAGCAUCCGAAAUUCUGAAGACAUGAAGCAUUUCAUAAAAAAUGUUUCGUCUACUGGUUAUAGCUCUGAGAUUUGGAUUGGUCUGUACAGUGAGAUCGACUGGAUGUGGUCAGGUAAACCGGACAAGAGAAGCCCCGAGUACAGAAACUGGGAGACAUCCGAUGGCGAUCCUGACUUCAUUUCCGCCAGUCAGUUUUGUGUGUGCAUUGGAGACAGCGGAGGAUGGUGGGACUACAACUGUGAAACAAAAUUACCUUUUGUUUGUAAUAAAGGGACCUCGGGGAGAACUGAGUUUGUGCUGGUAAAUGAAAAAAUGAGUUGGUCCGAUGCUCAACGCUACUGUCAGGACAAAUUUGUAGAUCUGGCCAACAUAGGGAACAGCACAGAGAACCAACAAGUUCAGAAACUGGUGCCGACUGGAAACUGGGCAUGGACUGGUCUACAUAGAAAUGAAAAUAUUUACUGGUCUGAUCAGAGCAGCUUCGUGUUCCGCAACUGGGCUAACGUAUCAAAUCAAAUCGGCUCAAGGGAGGUCAUAUGUGGCGCUGUAGCUGAGACAAAACUGGCAACAUGGAGGUUUUUACCCUGUGAAGAUAAAAGGCCGUUUGUGUGUUAUAGGUUCACAGAGAAGGUAAUGAGGAGAGUAGUGAGGCUAGAGCUGAAGAUAGGCGACUCUUGGAAUCUGACUGACUCGAAUCUGAAAAACAAGCUCCUGAGGGAGCUCCACAAGAAGUUGCAGGAGAAUGCGCCACUGAAGUUUCUUGAGCAGCCCGACGGAAAAGUCUUCAAGGUCAAGAAAAAGACUGAACUCUAAAUUAUGCACCAUGGUUUCCCUCUCUUCUUUUGGGGAGGAUUUAGUCAAAUGUGACUCCUGUGAUGUGACGGACAUCUUGAUGUACAGUGAAGAGGACACCUUGGAUUGUCUUUUAAGGUCAUAUGUGCAGAGCGGAGCCGAACUUCUAUCUGCUAUGCCGAACUUUCAAGUUAUUCUUUUGAAAAUGAUGGCUGCUGCAUUUUCUACAUUAAUAACCCAGGGCUUUGUGAAACACAAAGUUCUAAAAUGUUAGUUUUAGAUGUGCAGCUCAGUAGGCGAAAAUACCAUCCAGAAAUGUAUUGAAUUUAGUAACACAAAAAAUUAAACUUACAUCAUAUAUACAUUAAAUACACACAGAGGAGUAUACAGUAUUUAAAAUGUUUAUUUGUGAUAAUUAUGGCUCACAAAAAGUAAAAACCUGUAUUUCAGUCUCUUGGGAAACUUGAAUGUUAAAGAAAUGUUUAUUACCGAAUGAAAAAAGUUUUAAAUGCAAAUAUCUCUGCCUUGUACUGUGCUGUUUAUGACCUCAGAGUUUGAUCAGGGCUCCUGUCCCAUGAAUUAGUUUCUUAUUGUUUUUUUUCUGUUUUUGUUAUACUUUGGAAACUGUUUGAAUGGGCUUCACUUCACUGUACUUUUAAGGCUAGAGAUAUUUUUUUUUUGUUGCUUUUGCACCAUUAAAAACUUUUUUUUCUUUCAAUAAACUUCUCAUUAUUAUGCUAAGAUACAGCCCCAUAAGGACUGCAAAACAUAAUGUUUCUGAAUUGAGAUAUAAUUUUUUUUCACCCAAGAGUCCUCAGAGAAACGGAAUAGUUUUUCCUUUUUGUUGU